Molecule: messenger RNA, 396 nt
Organism: Purpureocillium takamizusanense
Lineage: Eukaryota; Fungi; Ascomycota; Sordariomycetes; Hypocreales; Ophiocordycipitaceae
Exons: 1
Coding region: 1-396 (131 amino acids)
Source: RefSeq, a predicted model, not a curated record
AUGUCCAAACCCGACUGGCAAGCAUCACCAUCAUCCACUCUCACGUCCGAAGCCGAUAAAAGUAAGCAAUCGCCAACACCAUCCAACGCCGCCCCCGCCCCCGCCAGCACAAUGCAAGACGAGAAGGACGAGGCACGCCUGCGGGCAGAAGCCGCAUACCGAUGGGGCAAGACGCCCUCGUCGUCAGGCGGCGGCCCGAGCGAGACGGACCCGGCCCGGCUGCCGGCGAACCACCCGGUGCACAAGAUCCCGCCCGAGAAGCAGGACGAGAUGCGCAGCAAGGGCAUCAACCCGGUGCUGAGGGCCGAGAUGGACGAGGCGACCAAGGGGCAGGGCAAGGCGCGCGGGUUCUGGAGUAAAUAUGGGCUGACGAGCACGGGGCCGUGGAUGAGGUAG